Vicia faba (fava bean) is the source of this 477-nucleotide messenger RNA. Lineage: Eukaryota; Viridiplantae; Streptophyta; Magnoliopsida; Fabales; Fabaceae. The record is from the annotation of a GenBank genome assembly.
AUGGCUCAUUUGCUGUCACCGGUUCCUACCACAGCCGUAACACCUCUCUCUGCGAGACCUUGGAAUAGCUCCUCCCUGUGUUCUGGGAAAAAUGGGUGUUUUACCACUCCAAGAGUGUGCUGCAUUGGCAACCAAUAUCAACAUCAGGUCUCUAAUCAUGAGCAAGUCCCUCCUCUCCGUGAUGACCACACUCUGCACCGGAGGGCAAUGAUGGGAUUAAGUGGUGCAGCAGUGUUGGGUUUGAGUUGGAGCAAUGAGCAAAGUGCAAGAGCAGCGGCUAGAAGGCCUCCACCUUCUCCACCAAAGGAGAAAAAAGAUCCUAAUGUCAGUGCUGUUCAGGCGAAAGUAAUGGCUAGCAAGAAGAGAAAAGAAGCCCUGAAAGAAGAAGUUGCCAGGCUUAGAGAGAAAGGAAAGGCUGUUAACAUUAAUAAAGAGCCACCUCCUCCUGUAGUUACAUCAAUUCCUACAUCUGAAUAA